Molecule: messenger RNA, 1720 nt
Organism: Lactuca virosa
Lineage: Eukaryota; Viridiplantae; Streptophyta; Magnoliopsida; Asterales; Asteraceae
Source: the annotation of a GenBank genome assembly
UGUCUGUCGUUGGAUAUAGUUUACGAUUGACAACGAUAGUUUCUAACGGUUGCGUCAAAACCCUAAUUAGGGUUUAUCUACGUCAAAGUCUAACGAAGAGUAGAGUGUCAUCGAUUUGAAUAACUCGGAAUCGAGAUCUGUACCCAAUAAAUUUGGAAUAUUUUUCAUUUAAUAGAGAUGUCAGCAGUUGAACAAGAAGACAACUCAAAUCAAAACCGAAGAAUAACUUGGGAAGGUUGCAGCGUUUUGCUUGAUAUCAACGAUGGUGAUCGCCUCGUUUUCUCUCGUCUCACUGCUGGAUCGAUUGUGAAAAUUGGGAAUAAGAAUUACCCUCUUCGGCCAUUGAUUGGGUGUCCAUUUGGUUCUUUAUUUCAAGUAGAGAAUGGAGCAAAUGGUCCUUCAUUGGCUCGUAUUAUUUCAACUGCAGCAGAUAAUAAUGCUGAAGACAAGAAAGAAUGUGACAUAAAAGAAGAGUCAAGAGACAAUCGUGCAUUGAUCGAUAAUAAUACAGCCCAAACACUUACUGGUGAAGAUAUAGAAGGAAUGCGAAGACAGGGUGCAAGUGGGAAUGCUAUAGUUGAAGCUCUUAUUGCCAACAGUGCAACAUUUGAGAAUAAAACGUCUUUUUCACAAGAAAAAUACAGGCUUAAGAAACAAAAAAAGUAUGCUCCUAAAGUACUCUUGAGACGCCCCUUUGCACGAAGUAUAUGUGACACUUACUUCAAAAAGUAUCCAGCAAGAAUCGGGUUCUUGAGAGUUGACACAUUAUCUCUUCUUCUCUCAUUUGCUAAUGUUUCUGCACACUCUGAUGUUCUUGUUGUGGAUAUGAUUGGUGGUUUAAUUACUGGUGCUGUUGCAGAGCGUUUAGGAGGUACUGGUUAUGUGUGCAAUACUUAUCGUGGAGAUUCUCCAUAUUCCAUUGAGAUUGUCAGAAUAUUCAACUUUAAUGAUGAAAUUAACAAAAGGAUUGUGAGGUUGUCUCUUGAUGAACUUUCUAAUAAUGGAGAUUGGAAGGAAGAUGAGAUGAUGCUUCAAUCUGCAAAUGAUAGUAAUGUUGAUAAUCCAUCAUCCAAUCAGUCUGAUGUUGUGUUGGAAUCUUUAAGUUUGGAGGUGGGUAGCAUGGAAGAGUCAGUUGCCUCAAAAGUAUAUAAAGCUGUAAAACCUGGAGAAAAAGCUCCUCAAGAUGCUAUCAAAUCAUGGAAAGAAAAUGGAUUUUCAAGCUUAAUAAUAGCUGCUCCAGAUGUGGAUGCUUGGAGUAUUGUGAAGGAGGUUUUACCAUUUUUAUCUUUUUCAGCUCCUUUUGUCAUUUACCAUCAGUAUCUUCAGCCAUUGGCAACAUGCAUGCAUAAUCUUCAGGUUGAGAAAAUGGCAAUUGGCUUACAGAUUACAGAACCUUGGCUACGUGAAUAUCAGGUUCUUCCUUCAAGAACUCAUCCACACAUGCAAAUGAGUGCUUGUGGUGGAUACAUAUUAAGUGGCACUAAAAUAUGCAAUGAAAAGUCAACAACAACAACCCAAUAAGUCAACACCUUACUCUUCCAUAAGUUGAUUUUUCUUUUGUAAAACUUUUAUUUUUUUGUCAUGAUGAAAGUCCCAAUUUUGAAUGUUAUAGUAUAAAGUGGGCAUUCAUUCAUUCUCUCAUAAACUUGGAUAUUAGUAGAUUUCUUUGUAGGUUUUUAUUAUCUGUUUCUGUUAAAGAUUUUGGUCACUUUGAGGUGGA